AGAAAUAUUAUUUUUUAUUUUUAGAAAUAGGAAUUGGUGCAUCUUGCGACGGUUUCAACUCAUUUUGCACGCACAUGGGCAUUGCGGCAACUGGGUGAUUUCGGUAAAGCGCCAAUAUGUAAGUUAUUGCUUUGCGAGGGGAGUUUGGGAGCUCGCAAGUUGCGAUCCCUUAUCCUUCAGGCAUGAGUAGACAAGAGGAUAAGGGUGGAUGACAAUAUACGACAGGAUCAACUACCGAAUUUGGAACCCAUCGCAGGGAAUGUUUGUGUGGAUUAGUCAGAGAUAUGUCCGAUAUCAUUACGUCUUGUGACCGAUUGUGAGGCACGUCAAGGAAGAGCUCGAGGAAGGGCAGCGGCAAUGGUGUAUAUCAAGAUUGGGGAAUGGGGGGCGUUGAUCGGAAUACGGCGACUGGCCGUGGAAGGCAUGUCUUGAAUUCGCGAGAUUCAUCGUUCUUACAGUAGAUUAGAAUGUGUGUACGUUCGCACAAGCCACAACGGUAAUGCUUGCCUUUCUCGGCCUCUACACCAUAAUAAUAGAGUUUGAGUUAUUAUCUGGGUGGAGAUGGAAGACCGAACGGUGAGCAUUAGCGAGGUAGAGGACGAGUGGAAAACUGGGCUACCUCGGAAAGGAAAGCUUCACGCGAAACGCCCCGUGUACAAAAGCUCUGAGGAGGGCCUCCUCUCGUACCGUCCAGGACAUAGCCCGAACUCGAUUCUCAGUCCUUGGGAUGCGGAAAAAGAACAUAAACUGCGCCAGAGCCUUCAGAAAUCUAUGGAGCGAGUUCGGAGAUCAGUCUUCUACAAGAAACUAGUAGAGCAGAUGCAACGCCUACAAAUUUUGGAAACGUUGGUGGCUAACGCGAGAAGAUCCGAGAGACUGCGUCAUGAUCAAACAAUUGUGAAUGAGUUUCUUGCUGCUGUCCAAAGUUUGGGACCCAAUCCAGCUGACUAUGAAACGUGCACUUUUCACUUCUCAGAUGGAAGUUUGAUAUUAGAAACUGUGGAGUACAGAGUGAAGGAAAAUCACGUCGUAGACAUGAAGCCUGCACCAAGUUCACCAACUGUUGUGGAGCUCGUAGUCCUUGGUGUAGGGAGCAUUCUGGACAGCGAGGUGUCUAGAUGUCAAAUGUCGCUUGCUCUUCUGCUGAAGAACCAGUUUGCCUGCAUUGGGGAUUUGUUUGUGUUUGAUCCGGUGCUGUCUGCCAUGGAGUAUGGCUUCUUGUCAAGCCUGGGCUGCACUCCUAUUCUGCGAGACGAGAAAGGAAGGAGGCGAGCAUACUCUCCGACGCUGUUUUACAUGCCACAUUGUGGUGCUGCCCUGUACAACAAUCUAUUGGAAGCGAAUAUGGAUCCAUGGUGUCUCGGAUGGAUUUCUAUUCUGGGCAACAGCUUCCGGAAAUACCAAGAUAGCUGGGAAGUGGUGCAAAAGCCCAUGCAUGCGAGGCCAGAUUGCUUGUUAGGUUUACAAAAAUACGUAACCGAGCAUUCUGUGAAUGCUGCUUUGUUCCCAUGCGUGUCAGCUUUCAAUGAUAUGAGUUGGCAUCUCUUUCCAAUUAAGAAAUAUUUUUACUGACGAAUC
This is a messenger RNA of Physcomitrium patens, 1578 nucleotides long. RefSeq lists its product as uncharacterized. Gene Ontology annotation, cellular component: nucleus; cytoplasm. NCBI's taxonomy places the organism in Eukaryota, Viridiplantae, Streptophyta, Bryopsida, Funariales, Funariaceae. The record is from RefSeq and is a predicted model, not a curated record.